AUGCAAGUAAUUCCCAAUGAAGGAUUAAAUACUAUAAAAUUAGGUUCUUCAUUCCAUGAAAUAAUCAAUUCUUUCAAAGAUCAGGACAUUUCUAUUGUUUAUUCCGCCAAAUCUUAUAUGAAAACUCCUAUCAAAGUUGUUAUCAAGAGUCUUAAGAUAGAUUUGGUAUUUAUCAACUAUAAGUUAUGUGUAAUUGAAUUGACAGAUAUCGAAUCAAUGGGUGGCCAGUACAGUUAUAAUGGUAUAGAAUUGAGUGAUUUGAAUGUCAAAACCAUCUAUAAUAAGAUUUUUGGUCCCACGUAUCCGGGGAAAUUGAUCAAUGAUAAAUAUAUCUUAAGUUAUCCAGGUAUAACGUUUAAAAUUGACAGUAAGGAAGAUUUGAGUACCAUGUUGAAUGAAUCUCGUGAUUAUACCUGUCAAUCGAUCAUAAUAUUCAACAAACAAUAUCCAGAUUUCAAGAGCGAAGAGGAUUUAACUACAGAGACCUUCAAGAUUCAAAUUGAUCUCACUUAUGGUAUGAUUAAAUUUUGUUUGAAUAACAAUGAAUAUGUGGCAGAGAUAGGUAAAACCAAUCAACAAGAUUUGCUUAAUUUUUUGGGCCCACCAUCAGAUUAUUUCAAUAAAUUCGAUUCAAGACUUUUAAUUCAUGAAAACUCCAAUGAUCAUAUUUUUAAAUUCCAUAACUAUUUCAACUUAGGUAUCGAUUUGUUAUAUGAUUUAUAUUCUGGAAUCUUUAAAAAGAUCAUCGUUCAUACGGAUCUCAUUGAAAGCGAUCAAUUUGGUAAAUGGAGUAAAUGUAAUUUCGAAAUCUUCGUUAACAGUGAAUCAGAUCAACCUUUUGAUCCUUAUGGAGAGAGAAUAACCAAUAAUUCCCAUUUCAAUGAUAUAGAACCUUAUGUGAAGAACCCACCGGUUCUUUUGAAUCGUUUAGAGUCAGAGAUUGGCGAUUUGAAAGUUGAAAGCUUGUCAGAGUUCAAUUGGGGUAACUCGAAAAUCUAUUGCAACGAUCAUGUAAUCUGGGAAAUUGUAGGCGAUUGCAUUAGUUGUGUUACAAUCUAUUAA
This is a messenger RNA of Yamadazyma jaroonii, 1062 nucleotides long. NCBI's taxonomy places the organism in Eukaryota, Fungi, Ascomycota, Pichiomycetes, Serinales, Debaryomycetaceae. The record is from the annotation of a GenBank genome assembly.